GGGUUCGCGAUAGUGAGCUGGUCGGUUGAUAAAAAUGCACGCUUCGCGUCAGUGCCGGCAAUAGUCAUCAAGAAGACAGCAGCGAGUGAAGAGUUCGUGACGAACAAACGGAUAGCGAAGUGAAUAUUCUAAUUACUUUCAAAGUGACAAGUUCUGUGAGAGUGAAAGACUUUCAGUGCGACAUUUAAAAGACAAUUGCAAGAGCAAAAAUAAGUGAAUAAUUGGAUUAUUUCUUGUGAAUUGGUACCUAGUGAAAAAUAAACAAGAUGCCGGAAGCCGAUGUGGAAACCUUCGCGUUCCAGGCUGAGAUCGCUCAGCUGAUGUCGCUGAUCAUCAACACCUUCUACUCGAACAAGGAAAUCUUCCUGCGUGAGUUGAUCUCUAACUCGUCCGAUGCCCUGGAUAAGAUCCGCUAUGAAUCGCUGACCGAACCCACAAAACUGGACAGCGGCAAGGAGCUGUUUAUCAAGCUGAUCCCGAACAAGGAAGCCGGCACCCUGACCAUCAUCGAUACCGGCAUCGGUAUGACCAAGGCCGAUCUCGUCAACAAUCUGGGUACGAUCGCCAAAUCCGGAACCAAGGCGUUCAUGGAAGCUCUGCAGGCCGGAGCCGAUAUUAGCAUGAUUGGACAGUUUGGUGUGGGUUUCUAUUCGGCCUACCUGGUCGCCGAUAGGGUUGUCGUCACCUCCAAGAGCAACGACGAUGAACAGUACGUGUGGGAAUCGUCCGCUGGCGGAUCCUUCACCGUUCGCCAGGACCCCGGCGAGCCCCUCGGUCGUGGUACCAAGAUCGUCCUCCACAUCAAGGAAGAUCAGUUGGAAUACCUGGAGGAGAGCAAGAUCAAGUCCAUCGUGAACAAGCACUCGCAGUUUAUUGGCUACCCAAUCAAGUUGCUCGUGGAGAAGGAACGCGAGAAGGAAGUCAGCGACGAUGAAGCCGAGGACAAGGAGGAGGAGAAGAAGGAAGAAGACAAGAAGGACGAGCCCAAGAUUGAAGACGUCGAGGAUGAUGAGGAGAAGAAGGACAAGAAAAAGAAGACCGUCAAGGUAAAAUACACCGAAGAUGAGGAGCUGAACAAAACCAAGCCCAUCUGGACUCGCAACGCCGACGAUAUCUCUCAGGAAGAAUACGGAGAAUUCUACAAAUCGCUCACCAACGACUGGGAAGACCAUCUUGCCGUCAAGCACUUCUCCGUCGAAGGCCAGCUGGACUUCCGUGCUCUGCUUUUCGUCCCUCGCCGAAUGCCGUUCGAUCUUUUCGAAAACAAGAAGAAGAAGAAUAACAUCAAGCUGUACGUCCGCCGCGUCUUCAUCAUGGACAAUUGCGAGGAACUGAUCCCCGACUAUCUGAACUUCAUCAAGGGUGUCGUCGAUUCGGAAGAUCUGCCUCUGAACAUCUCCCGUGAAAUGUUGCAACAGAACAAGAUCCUCAAGGUCAUCCGUAAGAAUUUGGUCAAAAAAUGUUUGGAACUCUUCGAGGAACUGGCCGAAGACAAGGAAACCUACAAGAAGUUCUACGACCAGUUCAGCAAGAAUCUGAAACUCGGCAUCCACGAAGAUAGCUCAAACCGUCAGAAGCUGGCAGAUCUCCUGCGCUUCAACACGUCCGCUUCUGGUGACGAAUACUGCUCUCUUGCCGAUUACGUUGGCCGCAUGAAGGAAAAUCAGAAGCAUGUCUACUUCAUCACUGGAGAAAGCGUUGAACAGGUCAAGAACUCGGCUUUCGUCGAGCGCGUCAAGAAGCGUGGAUUUGAAGUCAUCUACAUGACUGAGGCCAUCGAUGAAUACGUCAUCCAGCAGCUCAAGGAAUACCAGGGCAAGCAGCUGGUCUCCGUCACCAAGGAAGGCUUGGAACUGCCAGAAGACGAGGAAGAGAAGAAGAAGCGCGAAGAGGACAAGGCCAAGUUCGAGAACCUGUGCAAGGUGAUGAAAUCCGUCCUGGACAACAAGGUCGAAAAGGUCGUCGUCUCGAAUCGUCUGGUUGAUUCGCCAUGCUGUAUCGUCACUUCCCAGUAUGGAUGGUCCGCCAACAUGGAACGUAUCAUGAAGGCACAGGCUCUGCGUGAUUCCUCCGCCAUGGGCUACAUGGCCGGCAAGAAGCACAUGGAAAUCAAUCCCGACCACUCGAUCAUCGAAACGCUCCGCCUGCGUGCUGAAGCCGACAAAAACGACAAGGCCGUCAAGGAUCUGGUUAUUUUGCUGUUCGAGACUGCCCUUCUUUCGUCCGGUUUCUCGCUGGAUGAGCCCGGAGUGCACGCCUCCCGCAUUUACCGCAUGGUGAAGCUCGGUCUCGGAAUCGACGAUGAGGAGAUGGUCGUCGAAGAACCUGCCUCCACUGCCGGCAGCGACGCCCCACCACUGGUCGAUGAUACCGAGGAUGCGUCCCACAUGGAAGAAGUCGAUUAAGCGGCAAACUCUCGUACUAGCGCUAGAUUAAUUUAUUCAAAUUGACGUGCCCGAAAACUAAUGUUCAAGGGGAGUUUUAGUUGGUGCGGGUGUAUUUUUUAGUUACUUUCCGGUUUUUGUUCCGCGUUCUAGCGGCUGCAAGGAACAACAAAGAUAUGUACAUUCUUGUCAUUUAUUAGAAGAUAAACAGCAUCCAAAUACAUUCGAACUGAUUACCUUUAAUAAAAGUUAUGCAGAGAAAGUGAAUUCAAUAAAAUUGUUUGUGUAUAAUUCAAAA
Messenger RNA from Armigeres subalbatus, 2682 nucleotides. Its product is annotated as heat shock protein 83. The record is from RefSeq and is a predicted model, not a curated record. Gene Ontology annotation, molecular function: ATP hydrolysis activity; ATP binding; ATP-dependent protein folding chaperone. Gene Ontology annotation, cellular component: cytosol; protein-containing complex; plasma membrane. Lineage: Eukaryota; Metazoa; Arthropoda; Insecta; Diptera; Culicidae. The transcript has 2 exons. Bases 267 to 2405 code for a protein of 712 amino acids. Gene Ontology annotation, biological process: protein folding; cellular response to heat; protein stabilization.